This is a messenger RNA of Tuber aestivum (summer truffle), 775 nucleotides long. NCBI's taxonomy places the organism in Eukaryota, Fungi, Ascomycota, Pezizomycetes, Pezizales, Tuberaceae. The record is from the annotation of a GenBank genome assembly.
UAUUAUGUACUCGUAUACUGGUGGGAUUCUGUCGCAGUCUUUCUGGUCUCUCCCUUUGCUAAGGCCCUACCGUUACUUUCCACUACUGUAUUAUGGUACCAUGUCUCCUAGUGUGGUGCUGGAGUCUCCACCUCCACCAGCAUCCCAAACUUCCGCAAAACUGGUGCAGGCCUCUACUUCAACCUCCAAACUCUAAAUCUCCCGUACCCAGAGGUCGCCUUCACCAUAAGCUUCUUCCAAACCAACCUACAACCUUUCUACACCCUUGGGAAAUAGCUGCACCCUGGCCAAUUCACCUCAGAAGCCACGCACGCCUUCAUACUACCAGCAGCAAAGAAGAACCUGUACAAGUUCUUCACCCAGAAUAUGGACAUGCUUGCACACACCGAAGGAGUUAUGUGAGCGACUGGGUUUACUUAUAAUCCUUCUUAUACUCACGGCGUUCAGACACAAGAUGGGGCAUGAACUUUACCUUCGGAGGGAAAACCAGAUUAUCGCUGUGGACGCGGGGAUGAGUGGUUUUCUGGAGCUUGUUGGGAUGGACUUUAUUGGGGUUGGGAACCGGAGGUUUGUCUUGUUGUGGGAGCAAAGUCCUGUGUCGGAAUAGGCGAAGAGGCGGUGCUUGUUAGCCGUCAGAGCCAUGCGGGAUAAUAACGGCGGAGGGAUCGUGUAUGGUUACGUAACUAGUAAAGAACAGUAGCAGAUGAUCAGGUACGACCGCAUGCCUUUUACCCAAACAUAUCGCUUCCAGGUGUUGGUUCAAAAUAUGGGACAC